AGAUACUUGGGGGACCACGCGACACGAGAAAACGAUCUUUCUGGUGGCACUGGCACUUCAGUUGCUCCAUCAGGCAGACACCGUAAGCAGCCAGUGUCCAUUCGAGAGUGAUCAUUUUCUCGUUAAAGACGAGUCAUUAGAAUUUAGGUGAAGCAAAUUAUCGGCAAUUUUUCGUCCUUUAAAAGGCAAACUCAAGUUAACUGAAGAAUUGGACUUGUGAAACGGACGGUGGGAGGACCUAUUGACCCUAUCGCGUGCAUCCGCGGUGCAGAGGAGAGUCUGGUGGGAAGGGUAUUGUGAACUUUUGAGGAAUAAGUUGAGAUAUUCAGGCUGGAGGAUCCGAGAGCUGCUGCACUGAUUAAGAAUUUUAUUUUGUUCAUAAUUUUUUUUUACUUUAUUGGUUUUUUAUUUCGGGCCGAGUAACGGGGAGAAUGUGGGCCGGACAGGACGACACGCAGAGAUUCAAGACCAGGGUACUCAAACCACCUGGUGGCGGUAGCAGUGACAUAUUUGGUGGAGCACCCGAAGACAUCAGCCCCCGUCGUGUGAAGAAUCACAAUCAGUCUCAGCUCGGUACAGCGCUGUUUGGCGAUGGUGUCCCAAGUACAGGAAGCAACAGUCCCGAUUCACCCAGAGCAAAGCCCGGUAAUGAUUCAUACAAACGUCUGUUUGGCCCCCCCGAUCCAUCCAUCCCCAACACGAAAAAUCACAUGCGAAGCAAUAUAUCACUGAGUGGAUCUCAAGAUAAUGAUUCACACGAUAUCAAAGUCAACGGAGUUAACGGAGGUCUUAAGUGUAAUGGCAAUGCCAUCAAUGGGAAUGCUAAUACUAACGAUAUCACAGCAUUUAGGAGAAACAAGCGAUUUCGAGGAUCUUCCUGCAUGCCUCGAAAUCCAGUUACUGGAGACGGAAUUGACAUAACGCCGAUCAGGCGCAGCGCACGAAAGUUUAGAGAUGGAAAUCCAGUGACUGGAACUGGCUACAUCGAGACUGCCCCAUCGCAGAACGGUGGCAGCAGUGCAUCGAGCGUCAAUGGAGAUCAGAGAUCAACAACUGAUUCAUCACCAGCAAGUGUCAACAGCAAACCACGCGGUCGUGUGCCACCCGGUGGCUUCUCCUCAGGCCUCUGGUAAACUCCAGAUCAACAAUGCAAAAUCAACAACUCCAGACUAACCCGAAAAAUUCCAGCAGUCUGAAGUCUUAAAUUAUUACCCAUCAAGAAAAUUCAGAUUAAAAUUUCCCAUGGAAACAUCCAGAUUCAUUUCUGAUAGAAUAAAAUUCCACGAUGAUUAUUCAAUUCAUCAAUUAAUUGCGUGAUAAAUGAUUAAAUAAAUGCAAGUGCACCCUAACGUUUAAGUCAAGUGCUUUCUUAAUUCUGUGCCUUUUGUGUCUCACGUUUACUUUCUUAUUUUAACGAUUAAAAAAAAAAUUGUGAUUAUGAGAAUUCGAAUAUUGCUUGAUGAUGGGUAGAACGAGUCAACUUGAUCGCGAAAUUUUUCUCCAUCUUCUGAUUUUCGUCUCGUCGAGGAGAAAAAAGAGAAUUCUUGAGAUUCUGUAGAGCGAAAUAACGAAGGCGCACUUUUUUAAAUUGAUUAACUGUAGAUGAGAUUAUCCGAGUCUUGCGAGCGUGCUCUAUCGUCGCUCCUGUUCUCCUGUUAUAUUAAUUCAUCAAACGUGCGUAGAGUACUCAUUUAUUAUUCAAAUUUCCUUCACUUUUUUCAUCACUCGUGUUUAUCGGUGUGCAUCGUACAUUGAUCACGGAAUCUCCGGCAUUUUUCAUUCGUUCAAUAACGGCACACAUAAUGAGCAUAUUUAUUAGCCUCGCGACUCUGUUAUGAGCCAACAAUUAUAAAUACAAAUGAAUAAAAUAUUUAAACUCACGAGUAUACACGAGAAAAAAACACGAUAAAGCGUAAAAACACUAUUACACUUAUUAAUUAUAUCUAUUCCUCUUUUAUUUCUAUUCUUUUUGUCAGAAACUAAGUCGAAACGUUAUUAAACAUAUUGAUAACCCGUCAUUGUUUGGUGUGAGUUAAAUUGUCAAUGUAAUGUCACAAUUAGUCGUGAUUAUCCCUCCUUUUGUACUCUGGCAAUUAAUAAAAAAAUUUUGUAAGCAA
This is a messenger RNA of Diachasma alloeum, 2117 nucleotides long. It is a transcript of the gene Jupiter, whose product is annotated as microtubule-associated protein Jupiter. NCBI's taxonomy places the organism in Eukaryota, Metazoa, Arthropoda, Insecta, Hymenoptera, Braconidae. Gene Ontology annotation, cellular component: nucleus. The transcript has 5 exons. Bases 432 to 1133 code for a protein of 233 amino acids. The record is from RefSeq and is a predicted model, not a curated record.